Messenger RNA from Ostrea edulis (European flat oyster), 1347 nucleotides. RefSeq lists its product as uncharacterized. The record is from RefSeq and is a predicted model, not a curated record. The transcript has a single exon. Gene Ontology annotation, biological process: DNA integration. Lineage: Eukaryota; Metazoa; Mollusca; Bivalvia; Ostreida; Ostreidae. Bases 1 to 1347 code for a protein of 448 amino acids. Gene Ontology annotation, molecular function: nucleic acid binding.
AUGUACAAACCAGGAAAGAAAGUGUUCCUAGCUGAUCAUUUGAGUCGUUCGUUUCUCAAGGAGACAAGGGAGGUACUCGUUCCGGAUCUUCAGGUGAAUGAAAAUCUUACAUCAUACUUACCUGCCUCACAGGAAAUGCAGGACCGAAUCAGGAAAGAAACCAGUCAUGAUAUGGAACUACAGCAGCUCAUGGAUACAGUCUUAGUUGGAUGGCCGGACAACAAAGCUGAUCUAUCACCAGAAAUUAGGAACUACUGGAAUUUCAGAGACGACAUCUCUUUUAUUGAUGGUAUUCUCUACAAGUCUCAUAAACUCAUUCUUCCAAAGUCGCUGCAAAACGAAAUGCUGGAGAAACUUCAUGUCGGACAUCAAGGAAUCGUCAAGACUAAAGACCGUGCAAGAGACAUUCUGUUUUGGAAUGGUAUGGGAAAAGACAUUGAAAACCUUGUGAGUUCCUGUGAGAUUUGUGCAAAGUACGAAGCCGUGAAUCCUAAUGAACCGAUGAUCCCAAGCGAAUUACCUACAAGACCUUGGUCAAAGAUUGGUAUGAAUCUUUUUGAACUCAAUGGAACUCAUCAUUUACUCACUGUUGAUUACUUGUCAAAGUGGUCAGAGGUGUCUAAACUCGAAUCAUUGACAUCUAAGUGUGUGAUUACUCAUGUUAAGAGCAUGAUUGCCAAAUACGGAAUUCCAGACAUCAUCAUAAGUGAUAAUGGGCCGCAGUUUAGCAGCUUUGAAUUUAGAGAAUUCGUAAAGGGAUAUCAGAUCACACAUUCAGCUACUAGUCCUUACUAUGCUCAGUCUAAUGGACAAACAGAACGCAUGGUCCAGACGAUGAAACGUCUUAUCACCAAAUCUCAUGAUCCAUAUGUAGCUCUGCUAGAGUACAGAAAUACCAAAAUUGAUGGUAUUGACUUGUCGCCUGCUCAGAUGUUUCUAGGGCGAAGACUGAAAUUUAACGUACCAACAAUACUGCCUUUGUUGAAAUCGAACUUAAAUGAGGAUACCCUGGUCAAGCUUAAAUUUCGUCAAGAAAAACAGGAGGAAAACUUCAACAAGUAUGCCAGAAAAGAGCCACUGAAACCUCUUAAGCCAGGAGACAACGUAAUGAUGAAGAAUCCAUCUGGACAGUGGAAAAGCGGGCACAUCAAAGACUUACAUUCGGCUAAACGUUCAUACAUCGUUCAGAGUAACGGAAAACAUUAUAGAAGAAACCGCAAGUUCUUGAGGCCAACUCGAGUUAGAAGUAAAUUUGAAUGCACAGUUACAGAGGAUACUCCAAUAUCCAGUGCUCCGUCGUACAGUCCGCCAAAAUCAGAAGUCAAUGGAACCGAAACUUCUUUGUAG